Rhinichthys klamathensis goyatoka is the source of this 1455-nucleotide messenger RNA. RefSeq lists its product as uncharacterized. NCBI's taxonomy places the organism in Eukaryota, Metazoa, Chordata, Actinopteri, Cypriniformes, Leuciscidae. Gene Ontology annotation, molecular function: protein binding. The transcript has 4 exons. The record is from RefSeq and is a predicted model, not a curated record. The coding region runs from base 259 to 1350 and encodes 363 amino acids.
AACAAAUGUUGUGCAGUGGUUAGACUCCAACCAUAGACUUCCGAGACAGGUUGGGAAAAAAAAGGAGUGAGAAUAAGCUGUAUGGAAGGAAAGGCCAUCGCUGAGUGAAGAAUGUUUCAGUAGCUGGGUAAAACUCUUCAGGUUGCCAUUCAGUGUCCAGCGUAAACAUCUACAGGGAUAGUCUCGACAAAUCUACCUUUUCAGAGGCUUUCCUAACUAAAAUUGGCCGCGGAAGAGAGGCGAAAGGCAGGCGGACAAAUGGAUAUCAGAUCAAUUGUUUUGUUACUCUCUGUGUGUGGGCCGACUUGGGCCUUCACAUUGGACUUGGACUAUGGAGGUGUACCACUCUGGAUCAACCGUUUUUUGGGAGAGCCGAGUGUUUUGACUUUGAAAGAUCGGAUGGAUCCGGGCUGGUUUCGUGCUGUGAACGCACAAAGUUGUCCCUUGGAGUGUGACUGCCCGAUCCAGUGGCCAACGGCCCUUUAUUGUGACCACAGGGGCCUUAACCAGCUUCCCUCUGGCCUUCCGUCCCGCAUACAGUACCUGUUCCUCCAAGGGAAUAAUAUUACUUUCCUUGGAUACGGGGCGUUUGCUAAUGCUACCAACUUGCGUUGGUUGAUCUUGGAUCACAAUCAACUACUGAGUGAGCAACUCGAUAAUGUGUUGUUCUCCAAUCUGACCCGCUUGGUAAAUCUUUUCAUAAACAAUAAUAACUUGACAAAGGUGCCAGCCAGACUGCCUAGCGGACUCAAGCAACUGCGACUCGCAUAUAAUCACAUCGAAAUGAUUUCUGCAGGUGCAUUCCAAAAUCUGGCCAAUUUAACGGUACUUCUGUUACAAGGCAACCGUCUGAAGAUUAUUGAAGGGAGCGACUUAAAAGGUCUUGGAGGCCUCAACCUCUUGGAUCUCAGUCACAACCUCCUGGAUACUUUCCCCAAACAUCUGCCUUCAUCUGUCCAGCAGCUUUACCUCUCCAACAACUCUCUUACAGGCCUGACCGAGAACAGCCUUCAUGGUUUUAAUGGACUCCGUUACCUACGGCUCGGACACAACAAAUUGAGGAAUGAAGGGCUUGACCCUGGAGCCUUUAACCUCACAUCUCUGGUAGAGCUGGACCUUUCAUAUAACCAGCUAACAGAAAUCCCAACCGUUCCCACCACCCUUCAGUACCUCUACCUUGAGGUUAACCAAAUUCAAGCUUUCAACGUGAGCAGUCUCUGCAGGACAGUAGGACCCACAUCAUAUUCACGAAUGAAGAUCCUGAGGCUGGACGGAAAUAAACUGGAGUACCACAAGCUGCCUCCUGAUUGGGUGUUCUGCCUACGAGUCCUUCAUAACAUUUAUAUUUGAUCUAAUAAAAGCAGGCAUUACCUCGAGUAGCUCUACAUUUUAAUGCUUUUAAUAGGUUUUAAAAUAGCAUGCAAUAAUAUAUUAUAUUAUAUUAUAACAUAAUAU